Molecule: messenger RNA, 2994 nt
Organism: Durusdinium trenchii
Lineage: Eukaryota; Dinophyceae; Suessiales; Symbiodiniaceae
Source: the annotation of a GenBank genome assembly
AUGGCCAUGUCAAAUCCAAUGGCGAUAUUCGAGACGGCGCCUGCCCUCUCUGUGCUUGUUGCUAGCUUCCUGCCGCCCAUCGACCUCGGCACCUGGCGCCGCACGGCGCGCGCGGCCGCGGCGACGAGCCGCUCGGUGCCACGUCCAGCGCUGUGGGUGCUUGGCGGCACGGCGCCCCCGUCGCUGGCGAGCGUGGAGGGAUGGGAUGAGGAGGCAGAGAGGUGGGAGGUGCUGACACCACUGCCAGCCCGGCGCUAUGGCCAUUGCUGUGCCAUUUUGAAGUCGGACCUGUACCUGCUCGGCGGCGUCGGUGGCCCCCGGGAGGCCUUCCGCUGGAAUGGACAACGUUGGAUUGAGCUUCCAACCAUGCCGGUGCCCCGUGUGGACGCUGCAGCUGUCUCCUGGGCCUCUUAUCUCUACGUGCUGGGCGGCGCCGGCAACGCGAACGCCUCCAACCGGCCGCUGGCCCAUUGCAGCCGAUGGGCACCGCAGGCCGCCUCUUGGGAAUCGAUCCCCGCCAUGUCCUGUGGUCGUGCCGCCCUGGCGGCCGCGGCUCCGCUGGGCCGUGGCGUGGUGGCCACGGGCGGUGGCCCGGGCGAGCGCCGGUGCGAGCGCUUCGAUGAGACGGCCUGGUGCUGGAGACCGGCGCCCGCCAUGGCGCUAGGCCGGCAGGGCCAUGCGGCAGUGGCCGUGGAAGGUCACCUGGUGGUCCUGGGGGGCCGAGCUCAUGGGCGUCCCAGUGCUGCCGUGGAGAUUUGGUUGUCGAACGCGAAGGCUUGGGUGCCCUUGGCACCUUUGCAGCUGCGAAGGUGCAACCCUGCAGCUGCCGUCCUCUCUGGGCACAUCUACGUUUGCGGUGGCAAUGAUGGAGCGCGGUCCUUAAGCGCGGUCGAGCGCUUGGAUCUCACCGAGCUCGAUGCGCCGCUGUCCCGUCCCGUGGCGACGUGCCGAUGGGCAUGGCUUCCCAGCUUGCAGGUGGCGCGGAGUGCGGCGCAGGCAGUGGGCCCGUCCCACGGCACCAUGGAUGGACUUGAGAUCCAGUUGGGCUUCGCCACGGAACCGUCGACCUUUGCAGCACAGAACGUCCGAAAGACGCCCAACCGCGUGAGACGCAGCACAGCCCAAACGGCCGAGCCGCCGCGGCGCGGGGACGGAAACCGCGCUGGACUCGUCUCCGGACUCGGCCCGUCGGGGGCUGUGGAGUGGUGCGGAUGGACCUCGAGUCGUGGCUGGAUGCCCGGCUUGCCUCAGUCCGGCGGGGAACACUACCAUCCGGAGCUGGCGGUUGAGGAUGACGCGGAGGCGGAGGAGGAUGAGGACGAGAAGGGGGACGAGGAGGAGGCAUGCUUGGUGGUUUUCCUGUCCAUUCAUUUUGCCUUGGUUGGACAUGACUUGCAGUUGGUGUGCCGACGCCUGUGGCAGUGGCUCACCACCGCGGCAGAGUUGUCUGCGGAGGAGACGUUGAAGAAGCAGCGGACCUUGGAAGGCUUGCAAGAGAUCCGGCGGACCAGCUACGUGGUCUCUUGUCGCACCUUCGUCCACAUCACCGCAGGCAACUGUCUAGCACACGCAACCAUGUUGUUUUGGUCGAAGGACCCGCAUUUGAUCCCACAGGUGGGUAUCAUGGGCUUGGUGUACUUGCACCACUUGACCAUUGCGAGCGGAACGUGGCAGCCCAGCAUCAAGCACAUCCGGUGGUUUUCUUCGACGAUUUACCUUUGGUUCUUGGUCUACAUCCUGUGUACUCCCAGCACGUUAUCGCUCAACGAUUCAUUGACGACCAUGAAGUUCAUCAUUUGUAGUCGCUAUGUGAUGACGGUGGUCUUCAUGGACACCAAGGUGAGCGGGGUGUUUCAGUCCUUGGCCUCCUUGGCCGUGAUCUACGUGGAGGGAUCCGUGGAUGGUCGGAGCGUGGUUCAAGCCUUGCAAGAUGAGUGUCAGAUCCUUCUCUCGAUCAUCACCAUCUCCAUGUCCCUGGAGUAUUUUAUUCAAAAGCGCAUCGAGGCGCUUCUGGAGACUGCGGAUGCUGAGUCCAUGCUGAGCAGCUUCCGACGGAUGUUGAGAGGCCUUUGUGAUGGCGCUCUCUUGUUGGAUAGUGGCCUGCGGGUGCAGGGCAGCCCUGCAUGCUUAAAGCAUUUGCUGAUGACCACGACGAACUUGAAUGGCAAGGAUUUUCGAAGCUUCAUCCCGGAGGAUGAACAGCAAGCGUUUCAACACUUCCUCGAUGCCUCAGCGGAGAAUCACCAAAGCAGUCCGCCCGACGUGGCGCCCCCCUGCUUGCGCGUGUCCCUGCGGGGCGCCAUGAACUGCCGUACGGCGUGCGACAUCUUCCACGUGCCAAUGCCACUGGUGGGUGACACGUCCCAUCUGUUGGCACUCAGAGAAGAUAUCGAGAACACCGGGCGAGGGCCCCCGGAUGCGCCAGAGACCGAAGGUCCAGCUCCACUUCUACACGGCAGCUCCCUGAAGACGCCCAAGGAGUUUGACUCUGAUGAAAGGUCUAAGUCCAGCAGCUCCUCUGUGAGCUCACACCGCAAGAGCUUCGCUGGAGUGCUGCCCUUGGAGGACUUGGUGAUCAUGGUAGCGCCCAACACCUGGAGCGUGGAGCAAUUCCACGCCAGUCUUCGCUGCGAGGUUCCCAAUGGUCCCAGACUGCGGUCCUUCCUACGGCACUGGGACGAGGUGGAAAAGACCUUGAGCUGUUUUGCCACUAGCGACUUGACGUCCAUGGACACGAAGUUGAGCUUGCGGCUGUGUGGUCAUCACUUUACGACGUCAGCCAACAUUUCUCGCUUUGAAGUUCCCAGUGGCAAGACGAAGUUCCGUUUGCACAUGACCCGAUUCAGAUCGAGGUCGCAAGCAGGUAGACUUCAAGAAAUCCAUGAGUAGCGAAGUUCGUAGCGAACAGCUUCGAGUUUUCGCGAGCGGCUCCCACGGUCGACUGAGAGGUCACGCGGUCGACUGGGCAGGUGUGUCUGGUGGGUGCACUGGGUG